Oryzias melastigma (Indian medaka) is the source of this 1171-nucleotide messenger RNA. RefSeq lists its product as uncharacterized. The record is from RefSeq and is a predicted model, not a curated record. NCBI's taxonomy places the organism in Eukaryota, Metazoa, Chordata, Actinopteri, Beloniformes, Adrianichthyidae. Gene Ontology annotation, molecular function: 3'-5'-RNA exonuclease activity.
UCCCGUUCGCGCAUGUUCAGUUUGCCAUUGAAAACUUGGCUUCCGCUAUCGGAGAAUCACGUGGUUAAUAUAUGCGUCGCGGUGCAUUUUGGGAUAGCUUCUACUUUGACUUUGAUUCUAAAAAUUAUAGCGAACUUACUGGACAUUUUUGUGAACCAAACGGGACAUUUCUUCUUAUUGUGUGUCGAUUUCCCAGCACCGUGAAAGUUACAAGGUUACUUGUUUUCAACUUAUCCUCCCUGCCAGGUGCCGUAGUGGCUUCAAGUUUCCAAAAAUUUCAAGAUGGCUUCAUCAGUGCAGCAUGCUGAUCUGUCAGAGGGAAUCUUAAAAAAACUCAAGUCAGGGAAAGACAUCUUAGCUCCAAAGCAGAUCUUCAAUAAGCAUAUUUUUCAACUAAGUCAACUGAAAAGGAAAGGGGCAACAUCCUCAAAUAAAGAUGCACUUAGGUGGAUGAGAUGUUUAAUUCCAAGUUUUUCAGCAGAUAUUACAGAGAAAAAUCUGGACAGGCAGUGGAAGAGACUACUUAACGAAAGAGAAUCUUAUAGGAAAAAUGGCCUUCUUGAUGAAUGGAAUUUGAGACCAUACAUCCCUCCAAAUGUUCUUGGCCAGCGGUCGACAGAAAAAAAUGACUCUGUAGAUACUGUCUCUAAACGGGAAUACCUUAUCCUUGAUGAUGUCAAUAAGCAGUUAGCCAAAGAAGUUGCCCAGCUGAAAGAGGAGAGACAGUCACCCAGUAAAACCAAAAAUGCAGAACGACGGGAAAAACGACACAGUGAAAAUAUCAAGGAAUUGCGUUCAGAAAAAAAACAUCUUUCAACUGAAAAUGAGUCACUUACAGAAAAACUAGAAAAAAAUAAAUUGGCUGUAAAAAGAUUAUCAUCAGAGUCCAGCAGAUUAAAAUCAAAAGUGGCACGCUUACAAUGUGACGCAAAAGAAAACGAGCAAUGUGAAGGAUGUCAUGUACUGUCAGACAAGUUGAAAAAUAUUUUGGAGGAAAAUAAAAAGCUUAGAGAGGUUAAUGCUAAUUUGAUCGAUAGAAUUAAAGAACUUGAAAGUGAUUCUGUUCAGCUUUGUGAUGAAACAGGGGCUUAUUUGCCAAAGGUUAACAAGUGUGUCUGGGACAUUUUAGAUUGUAAUGUGGCACAUAGUCAGGUUGCUCCUGUGAUGAAGG